AUGUCGAGCAAGGCCGCAUUGAAAGCUGUUCGAACAGCUUUAGACGCCAAAGAUUUUGCGGCUGCUGCUGAAAAAGCCAGGGCGCUGGUACAAAAUGAUCCCAAGAAUUACCAUGCAAACGUUUUCCUCGGACUUGCCAAUGACAAAUUGAAUCAAAAUGAGGCGUCGGAGGAAGCUUAUCUUGCUGCGACGCGGAUAAAAGACAAUGAUCGCACUGCUUGGCAGGGCCUGAUUAGCUUAUACGAGAAGCAAGGCGGGUCGAAGCUGGAUGCCUAUCAUGAAGCUGUUCUCAAGCUCGGGAAAAUCUUCGCCGACAGCGACGAGAAGGAACGAUGCCAGGAUGUUGUCGACAAAUACACAAAGCUUGCUCGGAAGAACAACGACAAAGCCAAAUACAAGAAGGCCCUCGAAUUACAACUCCCUAGCUCCCCUCUCUAUUCCUUCCUCGAAGGCCGGCUACCACACCCAUCCCUGACCUACCUUCGCAUGAUCGAAAUCACCGAAUCCGAGGAGAAAGAAUACAUCAAUCGUGAAAUCGGUGAACGAAGAACCCGCCUUGGUGCAACAAAAGAGAAUGUCACCCUUGAGGUGAAACGUGACGCGUUCAGGCAGAGCAAGCUGGAAAAUCUGUACCGGGGUCUCAUCGACUGGACAAAUGAUGAUGCCGUUCGUCGCCAGUACGAGGAGAAACUGCUCGAGCGUGCAUGUGAAGAGCUUGAGUUCGUUGCCGUAGGCAAGAAACCUACGAAACGAAAGGAAAUCCUUCGUUCUGCCCAGGACAUGGUUAUCAUCAAGCACCCCUUUGAACUCGCUUGGAACAUUGUGCUCGAGUGGAAGGACGUGGAAGAUUACUCGCAAUGGGAUGUGGGUGUUCUGCGCGAGUACAUCGAGUUUUUCCCUGACACUGGAUUGGCAAAGGUUUUGAAGGGAUUCUUGACCUGUGAAUUAUCUCCAUUUCCUCAAGAGGACUCCGAGUCAGAAGGCGACGCGGGUGCGACGAUCACCGGAAAAGACACCGAGACUACUGAGAUAGCUGAGGCAGCAGAUGACACUGAGAUAAUUGAUGCGGGCGCUGCGGAUAGGCUGAUUUUGAUGACCGAGGGUCUAGAAAUGGCACCGUCAUCGAUUAUUGCGCAUCGUAUCAUGGCAGAUCUCUACCUCCUCCUUGAAGAGUACGAGAGCACCGUCGAUGUGGCUCGGAAAGGACUGCGAAAUGUUGCGGAAUUCGUCAGAUACACUGGAUGGAAGUCUCAAAACACAACGGACGCCAUUAACAUUACCCUCGCCAACGCUUUAAUUCCCUAUCAAUCACCUCGACACCACCCAGAAGCCAAGAUGAUCUUUGAGAAUAUUCUUCAACAAAAGCCCACCUCCACCGUCUGCCUUCUUGGUAUUGGUCUGGUCCUGAAAGUCGACCAGGACUAUGAGAAUGCUGUCGAGUUUUUGGAACGUGCUCUAGAGCGCGAUCCUAAAAACAUCAAGAUUCGUGGCGAGCUUUAUUGGUGCAAGGCGUUGAACGGCGACCUGCAGGCUGGGCUCGAUGGCCUCCAGGGUGCUCUUGAAAAUCUGAGAGCGGAACAACCUCAAAACAAGUCUUUCAAGUCUGAGCUGCUUUACCGGGUUGGCUACUGCCAGUGGGAGCUGGAUUCAUCUGUGGCAGCUCGCAAGGACCGGAAUGGGGCUUAUUCAAGCUUCCUAGCUUCUAUCAAGGCUAACAUGAAUUUUGCGCCUGCGUACACAAGCCUUGGCUUCUACUAUGCGGACUAUAAGAAAGACAAGACCAGGGCACGCAGAUGUUUCCACAAGGCCUUCGAGCUAUCAUCAUCGGAAACUGAGGCUGCAGAGCGUCUUGCUCGAGGUUUCGCGAACCAGAACGAGUGGGAUCUGGUCGAAGCUGUUGCACAGCGGGUUGUGGACUCGGGAUACGCCAAGCCUGCUCCAGGUUCUAAGCGUAAAGGGUACAGCUGGCCAUAUGCGGCUCUUGGAACGGUUCAGAUCAACAAGCAACAAUACUCAAAAAGCAUUGUCUCAUUCCAAGCUGCGCUACGGAUUAGCCCCAGUGAUUACCAUUCCUGGGUCGGUCUAGCGGAGAGCUAUCACCACUCUGGUCGAUACAUUGCUGCAACCAAGGCAUUUGAGCAUGCACGGGAACUGGAGUCUAACCUCCGGGGCGAGGAACAAGAUCACAUCUGGUUUGCACGAUACAUGAUGGCCAACGUGAAGCGGGAGCUUGGCGUCUACGAUGACGCUAUCGCUAGCUACGAGGAUGUGCUGGCUACUCGCCCUAACGACAUCGGCGUCACAAUUGCGCUUCUCCAGACUUUGGCCGAGAGCUCGUGGAAGAGUCUUGAUUCGGGCCUAUUCAAUGAUGCUGCGGAACUUGCCUGCAAGGUCAUCCGAGUAGCUGGGUCGCUUGUCACUGUUCGGAAUGACAUUUUCAACCUGUGGAAGUCGGUCGGUGAUGCCUGCUCGAACCUUACCUAUAUAAAGAAGAAGAUCGGAAAGAUUGCAGUCGCGGACUGCAAGGCUCUGCUGCUUUCUGGCGUCGACCCCAUCGCCCUUGAUCUCAUGACCGAGGUUGAUGGUGUGGGCCAAGACUGGCUAGACGCAAGUGAUAGUGACGAAGUUGUCUCGCCUGAUUUUUGCAUUUUCAUGUCCAUCCUGGCAUACAAACGUGCCAUUCACGUUUCUACGCAAGACACCCACGCGCAAGCCGUUGCAUGGUACAACCUAGGCUGGGCCGAGUACAGGGCGUACCGGAGUGUACAACUUGGCUCCGGUACUAAGAGCAAGAAGCCCCGGAAGUUCCUGAAGGCUUCAAUGCGAUGCUUCAAGCGGGCGAUCGAGCUAGAAGCUGGCAACUCGGAAUUCUGGAACUCGUUGGCCGUUGUCACUACGAGCAUGAGUCCCAAGGUGGCUCAGCAUGCCUUUGUGCGAAGCUUGCAUCUGAAUGAUCGUAGUGCGCAAGUCUGGACGAACCUGGGUGCGCUGUAUCUCCUACACAACGACAUCCAGCUUGCCAAUGAGGCGUUUACCCGUGCUCAGUCAACGGAUCCGGACUAUGCUCAAGCAUGGGUGGGCCAAGGCUUCCUUGCGCUUCUCUAUGGAGAUUCUAACGAGGCACGGGGUCUUUUCGAACAUGCAUUUGAUAUUUCCAACUCGUCCUCGAUGCUUCCAAAGCGUCAAUACUCUCUCACCCUAUUUGACCACCUGCUAGCUGACUCCUCUGCCUCGAACGAAGUUUCGCAGCUGAUCCAGCCAUUCUUCGCUCUCCACCAGCUCUGCGCUCAAGAUCCAUCCGACCUUCCAUUCAUGCACCUAUCUGCCCUGCUGGCUGAGAGAAUGGGCGAGGUUCCCGACGCCGAGUCCAGCCUGGAGGUCGUUUGCUCGGGCAUGGAGGCGGAGUUCGAAGACACUGAAUCGCCUGCAUCGCUCUCACGGUUUGCCCAGGCCAACGCAGACAUGGCUCGAGUGCUUCUGGCGAACCACCGCUACGAGGAAGCUGCGGAGAAGGCCGAAACUGCCAUCACUCUGUCCGGAGAGGAGGACGCAGAGAACUUCGACCCCGAGGCAUGCAGCAAGCUCCGGCUGUCGGCGCAUCUCACAGCAGGCCUAGCCUACUACUUCACAAAGUCCAUGGACCAGGCAAUUGAUAUGUUCCGUGACGCGCUUCAAGAAGCCGACAACGCGCCUGAUGUCGUGUGCCUCCUCGCCCAGGUCCUCUGGGCAAAGGGUGGCGAGGAGGAACGCUCUGUUGCUCGCCAGCAGUUGUUUGAUUGCGUAGAGAAUCAUCCCGACCACGUCGGGGCUGUGACCCUCCUGGGAGCUAUCGCACUUCUCGACCAAGAUCGAGAUGCAAUCGAGGCCGUGGAGGCUGAUCUCCACAAUAUGAUUACACGGGAUGACAUUGACAUCCAUGACCGCGGCAAGGUUCUGAAACUAUUGGCUGCCAUCUCGGCAAUGGGAUUCACCGAGAAGGCCAACCUUCCAGAGGAUCUUCGUCGAGUUGGCGAAGCCACCGCUGCCGUCAUGCUGUCUCCAGGUCAGCCACAGGGCUGGAUGGAGCUGUCCGCUGUCUCAGACAGCUCAUACCCAGCAGAGAUGGCCAUCCAACGGGCUCUCCGCUGUGUGCCCCCUCACAGCAACCUAGAUGCCUCGGAUCUGAGCCAGGCAUAUGCUCAAGCCGGCACGGCUACAGAUGCCUUCCGGGCUAUUAUGGUUGCGCCAUGGAGGAAGGAAGGCUGGGAGGAAUUAACUGAUGGUGUAUCUGGCCUGGUGGCAUAG
This is a messenger RNA of Penicillium cataractarum, 4284 nucleotides long. RefSeq names its product SKI complex subunit tetratricopeptide repeat protein SKI3. The coding region runs from base 1 to 4284 and encodes 1427 amino acids. Gene Ontology annotation, cellular component: Ski complex. The transcript has 3 exons. NCBI's taxonomy places the organism in Eukaryota, Fungi, Ascomycota, Eurotiomycetes, Eurotiales, Aspergillaceae. The record is from RefSeq and is a predicted model, not a curated record. Gene Ontology annotation, molecular function: protein binding.